AUGGUUAAUUAGAUUGAAUAGAAAGGAACUAUUGUUAUGAGACUUUUCCUAAAACUAGAAACUAAAGUUUUGGGCUUUUAAUCAUAAAUAUUAUGGGUAUAUUUUAUUUAAGAGGUUUGGUUAAUACAACUUUUUCACUACCAAGCUUUUUUAACUCCUAACAAAGAUGUGAUUGACUACUUUUUCAUGGAAAAAGUAUAAAUUUAAUUAGAAAUGUAGUUUCAUUCAUUUAUUAAGUUAUCGUAUUUACAUUUAUUUAAAUGAUAACACUUGGUUAAUCUUAAUUACUAAAAUUUGUUUAUAAAGAUAUAUAAAAAAGAUUUAGUAAUCAAAUUCAAAGCUAACAUGCUAACAAAAUAAUCAACUGGAUUAAUUAUACACUGUUUGUUAUAACUAAUUCUAUACAGAAUUCAGACUAAAUUGUUUUAAAUGUUUAAAGUAUGAAAUAAUCCUUCAUGAUCAUUUUAAAGAUGCUGAAAAAUCAACACUUUAAUCACUUAUAUCGAAAAUAAAAAUUACGAAUGUGAUAAUUUUAUUGAUGAUGUCAUAAAAAGAUAUAGAAAGUUUGAAUCAAACAUUUUCUUUGUUAAAAAAGGGAAUCUAAUUGAAAUAUUCAUUAGAUAAGGGAUAAUUAGUGAAUUUGAAUUUACAGUAAAUAGUUUGA
This is a messenger RNA of Paramecium pentaurelia, 664 nucleotides long. The record is from the annotation of a GenBank genome assembly. NCBI's taxonomy places the organism in Eukaryota, Ciliophora, Oligohymenophorea, Peniculida, Parameciidae.